AUGGGUGGAACGAACAGGGCAUGAAAAGGCUAACAUGUCUAACGGAUCUUAGAAUUGUGGUUCCUUAUUUGGAUCUCCAGGAAUGUAGGCACUGGCAGUUCUGCAGCGCUUCCAACCUUCUGCCUCAGAGACUGGAUCUGUUACUCACAAAGCAGUUUCCUGCUGCUUUGGGGGUAGGGAGGAUAGAACAUGGCCUGCAUUUUGAAGCGCAAGGCCAUUAUUGUGAUAGGUUUUGUGGCAGCAUUUUUGCUCCUCAUCAUUGCCCGCCUUACGAAUGAAGUCAGCUUUCCUCUGAUACUCAACUGCUUUGGACAAACCAAUGUCAAAUGGAUGCCAUUUUCUUACACCCAGAGGCGACCUCAAAGGACACACUAUGGAUAUAUUAACGUGAGAACCCAAGAGCCUUUACAACUGGACUGUGACCUCUGCGCCAUUAUCUCAAAUUCAGGUCAGAUGACAGAUCAGAAAGUAGGAUUUGAAAUUGACCAGUCCUCCUGUAUAUGGAGGAUGAACAACGCUCCCACCAAGGGCUAUGAAGAUGAUGUGGGGAAGAGGACAACAGUGAGAGUGGUCUCCCAUACUAGUGUCCCUCUACUGCUUAAGAAUCCAGAAUAUUUUUUCAAGGAAACCAACAGCACAGUCUAUGUCAUCUGGGGACCAUUCCGAAACAUGAGGAAAGAUGGCAAUGGCAUUGUGUACAACAUGCUGAAGAAGACUGUGGAUAGCUACCCUGGGGCCAAAAUCUAUGUGACCACAGAAAAGCGGAUGAGUUACUGCGAUGAAGUCUUUAAAAGGGAAACAGGGAAAGAUAGAAUUCAGUCAGGAUCCUAUCUCAGCACUGGUUGGUUUACCUUAAUUCUGGCUAUGGAUGCUUGCUACAGAAUACAUGUCUAUGGGAUGAUAAAUGACACCUACUGCAAGUCAGAAGGCUUUAGAAAGGUUCCUUAUCACUACUAUGAACCUGGAAGGGAUGAGUGUGAUGAGUACUUCCUGCAUGAAAAUGCACCCUAUGGAGGCCACAGGUUUAUCACAGAAAAGAAAGUAUUUGCUGAGUGGGCUAAGGAGCACACAAUACUAUUUACACACCCUAACUGGACAUUGUCUUGAUGCUGGUUCUCACAGCCUUCCUCUAGUAGCAGAAUGUUCAGUUUGCCUUGGUUUUCAGUGACAUUUGCAACUGACUUGAUCUUCUCAAAUUAGGUAGUGGCACAGAAGAUAAGAAAGAUGGUUUCACCAUGGAAU
This is a messenger RNA of Elgaria multicarinata webbii, 1242 nucleotides long. RefSeq names its product ST6 N-acetylgalactosaminide alpha-2,6-sialyltransferase 3 (gene ST6GALNAC3). NCBI's taxonomy places the organism in Eukaryota, Metazoa, Chordata, Lepidosauria, Squamata, Anguidae. The transcript is spliced from 5 exons. The record is from RefSeq and is a predicted model, not a curated record. Gene Ontology annotation, biological process: ganglioside biosynthetic process; oligosaccharide metabolic process. The coding region runs from base 190 to 1107 and encodes 305 amino acids. Gene Ontology annotation, molecular function: alpha-N-acetylgalactosaminide alpha-2,6-sialyltransferase activity.